Molecule: messenger RNA, 4551 nt
Organism: Lymnaea stagnalis (great pond snail)
Lineage: Eukaryota; Metazoa; Mollusca; Gastropoda; Lymnaeidae
Source: the annotation of a GenBank genome assembly
GCAAAUAUGGCCAGUCUAAUAAAUCAACUGGCGGUGCUUCUGACCGUCGUAGCAGUUUCAUCGGCCCAGCAGCUUACAACCGGCCUGGCGAGACCAACAAACUCGAGAAAUUGUAAGUUAUGUCAUAGCAAAACCGACAGACUAGAUAAAUUGUAAGUUAUGUGAUAGCAGGACCGACAGACUAGAGAAAUUGUAAGUUAUGUCAUAGCAAGACCGACAGACUAGAGAAAUUGUAAGUUAUGUCAUAGCAAGACCGACAGACUAGAGAAAUUGUAAGUUAUGUGAUAGCAAUACCGACAAACUAGAGAAAUUGUAAGUUAUGUCAUAGCAAGACCGACAGACUAGAGAAAUUGUAAGUUAUGUCAUAGCAAGACCGACAGACUAGAGAAAUUGUAAGUUAUGUCAUAGCAAGACCGACAAACUAGAGAAAUUGUAAGUUAUGUCAUAGCAAGACCGACAAACUAGAGAAAUUGUAAGUUAUGUGAUAGCAAUACCGACAGACUAGAGAAAUUGUAAGUUAUGUCAUAGCAAGACCGACAAACUAGAGAAAUUGUAAGUUAUGUCAUAGCACGACCGACAGACUAGAGAAAUUGUAAGUUAUGUCAAGGCAAGACCGACAGACUAGAGAAAUUGUAAGUUAUGUCAAGGCAAGACCGACAGACUAGAGAAAUUGUAAGUUAUGUGAUAGCAGGACCGACAGACUAGAGAAAUUGUAAGUUAUGUCAUAGCAAGACCGACAAACUAGAGAAAUUGUAAGUUAUGUCAUAGCAAGACCGACAGACUAGAGAAAUUGUAAGUUAUGUGAUAGCAGGACCGACAGACUAGAGAAAUUGUAAGUUAUGUGAUAGCAAUACCGACAGACUAGAGAAAUUGUAAGUUAUGUCAUAGCAAGACCGACAGACUAGAGAAAUUGUAAGUUAUGUGAUAGCAGGACCGACAGACUAGAGAAAUUGUAAGUUAUGUCAUAGCAAGACCGACAGAUUAGAGAAAUUGUAAGUUAUGUGAUAGCAGGACCGACAGACUAGAGAAAUUGUAAGUUAUGUGAUAGCAGGACCGAUAGACUAGAGAAAAAUUGUAAGUUAUGUGAUAGCAGGACCAACAAACUCGAGAAAUUGUAAGUUAUGUCAUAGCAAGACCGACAGACUAGAGAAAUUGUAAGUUAUGUGAUAGCAGGACCGACAGACUAGAGAAAUUGUAAGUUAUGUCAUAGCAAGACCGACAGACUAGAGAAAUUGUAAGUUAUGUGAUAGCAAGACCGACGGACUAGAGAAAUUGUAAGUUUAUCAUAGCAAGACCAACAAGUUAGAGAUGAAUGGCCGUCCAAAGUGUGUUGAAAUGAUGAAAUUAGGGGCAGUCCAAAAUCUGGUGACAUGACGAUCUUAAGGGCCGUCCAAAAUCUGGUGACAUGAUGAUAUUAAGGGCCGUCCAAACUGUGGUGACAUGAUGACAUUAGGGGGCGUCCAAAAUCUGUUGACCUGUUGACCUUAGGGUAGGGUAUAUGUGUUGAAGUUGUAUUCUAAAUUUUAUAUUUAAAUAAUUCAAUUGAGAAAGAUUAUUCCCACGUAUUUCGUCUAUGGAUUUCAACUGACCGUUUGAGCCGUAUAUGUUUUCCUUUCCAUUUUUCUUUCUCCCAGUCAACUGUCCACAAGAAAACGGUCAGUUUGAGAACAGAGAUGACUGCACCACAUACUGGGAGUGCCAGGGAAACCAGCCGACUCUGAGGGAAUGCCAUCCCCAACUUAUAUUUAACCCCGCCACCGGCUACUGUGAUUGGCCCCUCAACACCGGUAACCCCGGAUGCGCGCGCAACAGCAGAUGUAAGUGUAGCAGCAAGUCACAUGGUGGUAAGGUCUCCCACCAGUGGCGUAACAAAAUCUCGUCCGUACAAAAUGAUGAGAUCUCGUCAGUUAAAUGAGAUCUCGUCAAUUACAGGUCAAGAUCUCGUCGCAGUUACGCGAUGAUGGACUGCCUCAUGAUUAGAUGACUGGAGUGCCUUCUCUAAUUCCAUCUUUCUACGAAGGCAUUUAAAACCAUAUUAGUGAUCUGUCUCUAUCCAAAUGUCUAUCCACUAAUCACCUUCAUAAUUGUUGGACACAAUUUAUUUCAAUAAUUUCAAAUUAAAAAAACCCAGCUAAUCUCGUAAUCCAUUAUCCAUUCACAUCACUUUUUUUAUUCUAGUAAAAUCCAGUCAAAUGUGUCCCCCAAACAGACAUUCUAUUUGUUCCAAUCCAAUGUUUCCUCAGACGCACAGACCAUUUGCCAGGAAAACACUGGGGGCAACCCUGGCGAGGCCUUCCUCCGCCCCCACCCUGGCUUCUGCAACGUCUUCUACACCUGCAGUUCUUUCUUCGUGCACACCCCAUGCACGGUGUGUCCGGCUGGCACUUACUUCCCUGAGGUAAGGAGGACGAUACCUUGAUGGUGGAUGAGUGUCGAAUUUCAGUUGCAUUGUUUGAUGGAUGAGUGUCGAAUUUCAGUUGCAUUGUUUGAUGGAUGAGUGUCGAAUUUCAGUUGCAUUGUUUGAUGGAUGAGUGUCGAAUUUCAGUUGCAUUGUUUGAUGGAGGAGUGUCGAAUUUCUCUUGCAUUGUUUGAUGGAUGAGUGUCGAAUUUCAGUUAUAAUGUUUGAUGGAUGAAUGUUAAAUUUCAGUUACAAAAUGUUUGAUGGAUGAUUGUCGAAUUUCAGUUGCAUUGUUUGAUGGAUGAAUUUAAUUAAGUAUUUCCAAAAAUAGAGAAAUCAAUAACGUACAGUUCAAAGGUUCAUCCGAAACGCGAUUUUGACCUAGGGAUGUAUUUUUGUAAAGCCGCAAACAUAAUCCUGUGUUCUUUACCUGUCCAGGUAGUCAUGUCAAACUCUUUACCUGUCUAAAUCAUUAUGUCAUGUUCUUUACUUAUAUACGUAGUCAUACCACACUCUUUACCUGUCCAGGUAGUCAUACCACAUUCUUUACCUGUCCAGGUAGUCAUGCCACAUUCUUUACCUGUUCUAGGUAGUGAUACCACAUUCUUUACCUGUUCAGGUAGUCAUACCACAUUCUUGACCUGUCCAGGUAGUCAUACUCCGUUCUUGACCUGUCCAGGAAGUCAUAACACAUUCUUUUUUUCCUGUCUAGGUAUUCUUACCACAUUCUUUACCUGUCUAGGUAUUCUUACCACAUUCUUUACCUGUCUAGGUAUUCUUACCACAUUCUUUACCUGUCUAGGUAUUCUUACCACAUCCUUUACCUGUCUAGGUAUUCUUACCACGAGGUAUUCUUACCACGUUCUUUACCUGCUCUGGGUAGCGAUACACAUCCAUUAUCUGCUCUAGGUGGCCAUACCCCAUUCGUUAUUUACCUGACCAGGUAUUCCUGUCACGCUCAUUACCUGUCUAGAUAGUGCAGUCAUGCCAUAGUUACAGGUUGCCUAGUAGACAUUUCUCGCCACUUACGUGCCUAGCAAAGUCUGUACUUCUCUGUGUCAAAGAACAUUGUCCUGCGCAUUGCUGCUCAGAUUGACAAAAUUGUUCAUAGUUACAAAUAAAUUGAUUUCAGGGAUAACAUGUUCAUUUUAACCCCACAUUAUAUUUCUGAACGUCUGAUUAGCAUCGCCCAGCUUCUAGUCCAGAUUAUGAUUAUCUAGUUCAGAGUAUGAUUAUCUAGUUCAGAUUAUUAUUAUUUAGUUCAGAUUUUGGUUAUAUAGUUCAGAUUAUGAUUAUCUUGUUCAGAUUAUGGUUAUCUAGUUCAGAUUAUGAUUAUGUAGUUCAGAUUACGGUUAUCUAGUACAGCUUAUGAUUAUCUCAUUCAGAUUAUGAUUGUUUAGUUCACAAUAUGAUUAUAUAGUUCAGAUUAUGAUCAUUUAGUUCUGAUUAUGACAUAUUGUUCAGAUUAUGAUCAUUUAGUUCAUAUUAUGAUUCUCUAGUUUAGAUUAGGGUCAUCUCGUUCAGAUUUUGGUUAUCUCGUUCACAUUAUGAUUAUCUAGUUCAGAUUAUGGUUAUCUAGUUCAGGUUAUGAUUAUCCGGCUGUCACGUAUGUCCCCCCACUCUCGUCGCAGGGCGCCACGCAGUGCAUCUCCUACGGUGAGCAGGACGUCAGCAGCCUCUGCUCCCAGGCCGGCAAGCGCUUCGUGGAGGCGGCCGACAGCAUGGUCGUGCGUCUGGAGUGCUGGCCCUUCGGCAACAACUACGCCAACCCCAACCAAGCUUUCGCCGACCAGCUCAAGAGCGGCUUCCGCAACACCGUACGACCCUUUCAGCCGACCUUGCCCAACCGAGGAGGAUAAAGUGGAGGAAGCUCCGCCCCUCCUCUCCCCUCCUCCCCACUCCCUCGCCCUCCUCUGGCCAACCUGACCGCCACUGUCGUUGAAAGAAGACGACACGCAUCAUACGGUAUUUGAUUUCCCCACAAGUGGGGGAGAAAAAAAAAGAGCAUUUAAAAACAAGAAAAAGUUGAGCGCAUAAAUAUAUAUGACGUGUCUCUGACGUGAUUUAUGUCUUGACGUGUCUCUUCCACGUCGUCACAUGGUACGCACCUGGCAAGUCUGGUUAAUAACAUUGUAAUAUUUCUUUUUUGUAAG